AUGAUUGAGAAGUCCACUCCUCCAAGGACUCGGGCCGAGUGGCCGAAUCCUAUUUCGCCGCAAAGAGUUCGCAAGAGGCCGCAACCGCAAUCAUCGCAUACUCAACGUCGCCACUACAGUCCCAGUGCCUCACCACCUGCAUCCUCACACUCACACGCAUCAUCGUCGUCGCUCUCAUCGCGAUCUAGGAGCUCUUCUUUCCGACAAAACCCUAGCUAUCAUAUCCGUCUGGAUACACGUACUGAUAGAUAUUCGCCAGCGCCCAACUUCGACUUUUUCGAUUUUCAAACUGCAGUCACUACUUCCCCAUCAGCUUCAUCAAUUGUUGGACAUGCCGUUGGUAUUAAGAACGCCAGAGAAGCAGUUUUAAAUUUAGCGGCGCAAAACACACUUCCAGAUACGUCAUGGAUGAACAAUUAUUCCACAGGACCGCUAAAUACCAUUCCAUUCAGUCCUGAGGAUCCUAUGAACCAUGAAUACUCUAGCUACAUGGGAGCUAAUGGCGGUGCUUCGUUAUCGCUCCAGACUGGAGCUAUGUCUGGGCUUUCCAUGCCGUGGAAUGUAAUGAAUUCUACUACACACUUACCUGGAGCCUCAGACUUUGAUGAUAUUUGUAUGUCGGAGACUAACAUAGGGAACUAUGGAAGUCAUGGAAGUAUGGAGCUGGCUCCUACUUCUGCCGUCUCGGCCACAUCCGACGCAUAUAUUCUCCAUUUUGGAUCUCCAGGAGGUGUAAGUCCAUUGCUUGAUCCUGCGCUGCCCUUUUAUGUAAACCAAAACAUGACGGUCGAUCAAACAAUCCAACGCACCGAAAAUCUCAACACCGCCUUACCUACCACUUCUAUCUUUCCUUUCGAGGAUAAUCCCACGUCUCUACAAUGGACGACUAGUUAUGAUGAUAUAUUCUCCACAGAGCCCACAGCCCCUUCAGCCGCUCCACUUCUCGACAUCCCGAAUCUCCUUCAUAGAGGCAGAUACAUACGGUCACAAAAUCCCUGGAACUCGCAUGAUGCUCAUGGUAAUUACUUCGGCGAGAAUUUAAACUCCGGCUACGUUGCAUACGAGCCUGAGUCGUCCCCGAUACACUCAUACGAGCCCGAACAGUCUCCAUUACGUCCCUAUGAGCCCGAACAAUCUUCUUUACCUUAUGAGAUGUCAUCCCCAGUGGUUAACGACAGCUUGAUUGCACCCGGAGAAAGCCAAUCAAGCAACGAUGUAUAUCAGCCAGAAGCACCAAAUACCAAUUGGUUGGACGAAAGUGAUGCAUCGACCUCUUAUUCCAAUACUUUGUACACUCCUUCCCAUGGCUCUCCAGUAUCGCACCAUUCUCCACACCCACAGGGUUCACAGUCGCCGCCUUCUUCAAGUGACCUGAGUAAUCAUUCACAUGUGUUUAGUGCAUUCUCCGAGCCGCAAAAGAUUAAAGUUACGAGGGGCCGCGUAAGGCCAUUGACGGAUAAAGAGAAGCGGGAGGCGAGAGAUGUAAGGCAGGCAGGCGCUUGCUGGGCUUGCCAUCUUUCGAAGAUUAAGUGCUCACCUUGCUCCCCUGGCUUUCCUUGCGAACAAUGUACCAGACUUUCUGGGAAGAGAAGAUUUUGUCUCCUACCAUGUUUUAAUGAUCCAGUCGAAAUGCUAGAUAAGUUCUUAGUACCUGAAAAUUACAUAAGAAUGUACACAACCGAGAAUACCAAGAGAUUCAUUUCGAAGAACGCAGAUACAUGGGGAACAGAUGAGAUGAUAGUGCAAUUAAGCUGGGGAUAUAGAGUCCCGCUGAAAGUUACCGUUGUCUCUCUAUCGGUACGAGGAUCGACUUCUAUCUUUCGAUAUCAGCAUCAGACAUACAUCAACGCAUCAGGUAGACCGACUUUCACGAGAAAGAAGAGCCCACCGCUUGGUAUUCCGCUUAUGUCUAUGGAGGAGAGACAGGAAGAAUAUGCUCGAUAUAUCAAGGGAAUUGUUCAGCAUGAUUUAGAUGAAUAUGCCAAGGUAGCAUAUGAACCGGGAGAAUCAGAUCUUGCCAAACGUUUACUCAAGACGGUAUGCCAGUUCUACACUGCUGGCGUGGAAGCCAAUGACGAGUACGAACUUCUCCGUGAAGCCCUAGAAAUCCACAUUGCAUGCGCUAUCCUUGAGCGAAGCUUAAUUCUCGACGACGAAUCGACCAAUUUGGUAGGAGGACGCCUAGGAGAAAAUUUCCCAGCAGACUCUUCGCCAAGAUGUGCUUCCCGUCAAAUCAAAGUAGCCUUUUUCCUCUCACAACAAGAAAGAAUCAAAGAAGUCCUCAAGGAAUGGGGUCAAAUGAUGUGGACCAGUAAUCGAGCCACUGCGAAUGAACGCAAAUGGGCCAUUGCAUUCAGCGUCUUACUCGUCUUGACACUCGUCAUGGAUAAGACGUUGGGUCUUUCAUACUGCAAUGCCGAAUCCAGAAUCAAACAUGGCGGUAAAGAAGCAGAGAUUGAACGACAAGAAUUCCGGGAAAGGGUAAAAGUGACACAGACGAACUUAUUCGAGAGAUGCAAAGAAAUUCUUCAUUCGAAGUUCAAGACACGAAAAGGGGGUAAGGAGAGCUUUAACCCCAUUCGCGACGGCGAUGGCGCAUGGCGCGGUAAAGUUAUCGAUGAAAGGAUUGCUGGAUUUGUACAUGAUAUGAAAAGUGUGGUUCGAGAUAAUGUUUUGGAGCACAAGCUUAAGAUUAUGACGAAUUGGGAAAUGAGUGUGCGAGAGAGGGAGAAUAUGAGGGAUAGCCUUAUGACUUUUGACGUCAAGAAGUUCCUCCUGAAAUACCUAGUACUUAUUUCGUAUAGUAUAGUACAGAGGAAGAGGAGUCGUAAGGUUUAA
This is a messenger RNA of Sclerotinia sclerotiorum 1980 UF-70, 2838 nucleotides long. RefSeq lists its product with no specific name. Gene Ontology annotation, biological process: regulation of DNA-templated transcription. Bases 1 to 2838 code for a protein of 945 amino acids. The transcript is spliced from 9 exons. NCBI's taxonomy places the organism in Eukaryota, Fungi, Ascomycota, Leotiomycetes, Helotiales, Sclerotiniaceae. The record is from RefSeq and is a predicted model, not a curated record. Gene Ontology annotation, molecular function: DNA-binding transcription factor activity, RNA polymerase II-specific; zinc ion binding.